CCGACCGACAGCAGACAGCAGAAGAAUUUCAUGCAACCACUACUAGCCCACACACGUCUUUUCUUUUCAAUUUCAUUGUUUUCUGUCGCAAAAUAUUAACGUAAUUUCACGCUGCAGUGAUUUUCAUCAAGCUCAAUCAAAACAUGUGUUAAAACUGGACAGUGUAAUAAAGUGCUCAAGAGUUCGCGGUGUUAAAAAACAUAUUUCCAGGCAUGGAGCCGUCACCGACGAAUGCCGACAUCUUACUAUCAAGAUUAUUAUGAAUUGAAACAGCGAGCCAUCGCUGUUAUGUCUACUCUUAAGGUUUAGUUUGUGAACACACCACAAUGGACACCCUGCACGUGGGCCACGGCCACAGCGUCGGCUCCAGCAGGAGCCAGUCCCCAUCCUGCACCGAGCUGGCCCAGCCCGCCGCUGAUUCCAUCAGGUCCCGCGUGCAGUCGCCCUCCGCCGCGAUCAGCGAGCCAUCAUCGAGCUCAUCAUCCCGUCAUGGCGACCGCGUCACGCACCACGUCAAGUCCCACUCACGGGACUUGGGCAGCAGUCCGCUGUCCCGGGACCUGGGCAGCAGUCCCGCCACCACCAGCGCGUCUAGAGAUCUAGAAGAUUCACCUCAAAAGAAGAUCAUAACUGGCAUCGUAGCGCCGGGCGAGUACGCAGCCGCGGUGUAUCACAGCCCUAACAACGCGUCGUACCUCUCAUCAGCUGACGAGUAUGGCUCACCAGCUUAUAGAGCAGCUGAUGGUGAUUACACAAACCAUGACGACAAUGAUGGCGCGAACACAACAUCGUCGAAAGCGCAAGCUGCCAUCAUGCAUCUACAGAGUAAAGUCGAGCGCACGAAGGAGCUCAUUCGACUGGAGCAGACGAUACGGGAUGACAACGUAAACGAGUACCUGAAAGUAGCGGCCAACGCGGACAAACAGCAACUUCCCCGCGUGAAGGCUGUCUUCGAGAAGAAGAACCAAAAGUCCGCGCUCUGCAUCGCGCAGCUCCAGAAGAAGCUAGAGGGAUACAACAAGAGGAUCAAGAACUGGGAGAUGGUGAUUUCGCAGCAACACGGGUCGAGCGGACAGGCGCACCGGCAGCCCAGAGAGGUGCUCAGCUAUAUGGGACAAGGGUUGAAGAGCGUCGGGGGAAACAUUCGCGAUGGCAUCACGGGUCUCGGCGGCAGCGUAAUGGCGGCUCCGAGAGAGUUCGCGCAUCUCUUCUCUCGCUCUAACCGCUUCGGCUCCGCGGACAACAUCUCACAGCUCGCCGCCCCUCCACACGCGGAACUGAGAGCGAACGCAUCGUCCGAAGGCUCGCGAGCGUCCGAGGCAGGCGAGGCCGCUCCGAGGGGGUCCACUUUACCCCGCGCCGCCACAUCUCCUGCCCCGAAGUUUUCCCCUGAAGCGUCGCCCAGUAGCAGCGUGACCAGUGAAGGAGCUGUAUAUCCGCAGCCGGGCUCCAACAACCUAUCAGAGGCGGCGCUCAGCAUCAAACCAAUACUCAGCGAGCUGGCCGCACGUCGGGAGGACUAUGAGAGGCUGGCAGAGAAACUCGACGCGCUUAAGAAUCUAUCACAAGAGGUGUCAGACCUUACCGAGCGGUUGCAGGAAGAAAGGUUCAAGACUGAGCGGUUAGAAGAGCAAAUCAACGAUCUCACUGAACUACAUCAGAACGAGGUUGAAAAUCUAAAGCAAGCGUUAACGGACGUAGAAGAGAAGGUGCAAUAUCAAAGCGAAGAGAGGAUACGGGAUAUACACGAGGCGCUCGAUCUCUGUCAAACUAAAAUUAGCAAAUUAGAACAAUGGAUGGCCGGCGGAGUCGCCGGGGGCGGCGGCGCGGGCGGGGACGCGGGCGUGGCUGCUCUCCCGCCGAGACUACUGCUGGUGAAGCUGCUGAAUGUGGCGCUCACGCUACUGCAGCUAGCGUUGUUGCUUAUGGCAACUAUUGCUGGUGUGGCCAUGCCCUUCCUGCGCACUAGAGUACGAGUCCUAACAACAAGCCUGGCCGUGAUGGUCGGCGUGAUGGUCCUGAAGCAGUGGCCCGAAGUCACUCAGCUGUCCGAGCACCUGGUGCGGCGGCUCAAGGAAUAUCUUCUCGACAAACACCAUGACAGGUAUGAAUGCAAUGCGUUAUGUGGUUAAGUAGACAUAAUUCGGCGCGAUUGGUGAAUUAGGUGAAAUAUUGCAAUUUAGUCCUGUUUAUUUUGUCAUGUUCUCGGCAAAAUAUAUGUAACAUGGACGAAAUUGUGUUGACAUACUUAUGAUAAGUUGAAAUUAACCCGGUUGUCUUUCAUGAGAAGUGAAGUUGACGAUUAUUUUGACAUAACAAUCAACUGAUGAACUCAAGUUCACUUUUCAUUUAUGACAAGUGUUAUAUCAAAAUGACAUUUGAAAUUAAAUAUUGAUAUUUUAUCAAUGAUGAAAAUGUUUUUGACAAUACCUGACAUGUUUGAUACUUUGUAAAGUAGAAUACAGGUGGAGUUAAUUCCAAUGUAUGGUUUUUUAUUAUUUUUAAUAAUACCACUUGUAUUUUAUUACUCAAACGUAUAUUUUUCGUAGUGGCGUGGCGUAUUCAAAUAAAUAUAAACUUUAUUUCGCACAGAACAAAGUUUAUUUUAUAUUUAUUCAACCACAGUAUACAACACAGAAGUUGUUGUAAAAUGCAAAUGAAUUAAUUUAUUAAGAGUUCAUUUUUUAAAUAUAGAAGUAAGAUAGCUAGCUAUCGUUGUCCUAUUUUGUCUGUAUGUUUGUCCCACGCUACUGAAGCUGUUUUAGUGUCAUGAAUGCUCAAAUAUACAUGAUGUUUUAGCCAAAAUGUACAGAGGCAUCUUAACACAUGAUACUAAUUCUUAAAGUUUUGGAAAAAAUUGUUGACACGUAAAUAUGUCAAACGCCUGGUGCUAACUUGCAAACAGUAGGUUGUUAUUUCAAUACAGGCGUCUAAGACAUUUUUCGUUGUCGGCUGUAGACCUAGGCAGUCAAGCAAUCUGCCUUGACAUAAGCUGAGGUUUCAUAGGUAGUGGUGGGGUCUCCUUUCGUAAGUCGUCUCGUUUCGUAGUCUGGAGGCGGUCACUAUGUGACACGGCACCUCUAUCUUAGGAAACCAUAGCUUAACAGUGAUAUUCAUAGCUGUAUGUUACUUUAGUUGCGAUUAGUAUAAUCAAUGUUUUGUAUAAGGGCUGGGCCCUACUAGGUCAGUGGUUGGUUGCUCGCUACCAACGUCUAGGAUUUUACUGAAAAUCUCGAAUUCAAACGACAUAUUUAUCACAAUUCUUUCUUCAUCGUAGGUGACGGAUAUUUUAUUUAUCUUUCAUAAUUUCCGGAAACUGCGUAUUAAAUAUCAAUUUAUUCAUCCGGGUUUUCGGAGAAACGAAUGUAGCACAUUGUAAAUACUUUUUUUAUGGGAAAGGUAAUUGCCAUCACAUUAGCUUAUAAAAUAUUGUGAAUAUUUUUUUUACGGAAGGCUUUAGGCGGUAGGCGUAGGCGUGUUACUCAUUUACAGUACUACCAUUUAUACGCUUUAACAAUAUCUGUUUAUUGAAUGGCAUAUAAUUAGAAUCGUGAGAUCUUCUAGAGGUAGAAAACAGUAAGGUAUGGUUACCAGUUCUUAAAGGCAUGUCAAAAGUUUUUGAAAAAUACAGUUGACAAUGCGAGUAAAUAGUAGUACUGUAAUCUUUGUAAUUUUUUAGCAACUGUGGAUGUUGUAGUCAAUUUUUAAUGUUAACAUGCAGAAUAACAUAUGUAUAUCUAGCGAAAUAUCCUAGCGCGGAGUGCGGGCGCUCGCUCGAAAUAGUAUUUUAGCGACUUCGGUUUUUUCUCUCCUUAUUGAUUAUUAAAGUGUCUUAAUAAACUGUUAGCAAUAAUAUUCUAGGAUAAAAACUGUAAGUCAUAUGGAACGCUUAGCGGCAUAUCAAAGAAUUAUAAAUGAUAUCUAAAAACCAUGUCUCUGAAGAGAUCAGAGGCCGCAGACAAGUGGCCAAUGAAAUGCUCCUUGGCGAACGAUAAAUAACUAACCCCGAUCGCUAUUCCGUAUUAAUGUUAUACAGAGAGUUGCGUAUCGUAUCGUCCGCCGCCGUAUAGCUUGGCCAAUUGUAAACGGGUUCAGUGCUCAGUCGUGUUGAUAACGUUCUUCAAGCAAGGACUUGUAGCAACUGUCCAGUACUUUAGCGGGCGAUUUUAGAAUAGUCCUGCGAGCGUCCGCACCCCGCGUUAUACUCGGUGAAUCUAGGAAAAUCUUUUUAUUAAUAAACUAAACAAUACUAUAAUUGAUAUUUUUAAAGCGAAUACAUUCCAAAUUUCUUACGGAAUAGCGAGUAUCAUAGCCAAUAUACUAACUAGAAUAGUCUAAUUCGCCGAGUCGACCAGUUGUUGCGAUGUACAAAGGUUUUGCAGUUGAUCGUUAAGUUCUCGAUGUAAUUAUGUACAUAUUAUUUACGUUUUGUUAUAAGUUUAUUUUUGUGACGUUUAUUGGCUCCUCGCAUGUUGUUGACAAAUGUAAAUGUUGUGCAUACGAAUGAAAUGGCAAAUAAAUUAUUAUAAUAUUCAAACAUUGUUGGAUUCAUUAUCGCGUUGUGAGAUUGGACAUUAAGGUAACCUAUUAUUGCAAUGUGUUAUAAUAUAAGCAAUACUAUUGAAUGGUUUAAACAAUUACUAUUUCAAACAUUUUAUUUAUUCACUUUAUUUUAAAUUCUGUGAACUAAGAGAGGUUUGACAUGUUGAGUUGAGACACAUGCAUACAACUGUUUUUAACUUAACCGUAUUUUUACUUUGUCUAAGUCGAAAACGAGAUUAGAGUUCCUAGUUUUGUUAACGAAGAUUUAACAUAACAACGCUAUACGUCAAAUAAAUUAUAACGAUUAUAGUACCCUAGCUAGUUUGAUAGAGUAUUUAGACUUAAAAUCUUCGUUAGCUAAACUCUAAAAUAUUAUAUCAGAUUGAAUGAAUGAUAUUAUUUAUUGGCGAUUUUUAUUUAUUUUAAUUUUUAAACAUUGUAAAAGCAGAGAGUGGACAGUUAUAGGCGACUAAUUUUAAUAAAGCUUGGCUAUUACAACUAAAAUUGCAAAUAAACAGACAUGUUUGAAUCUCUUUAAAAGUGGCAGUAAUUUCGCUCUAAUAUAACUUUCUACUCUCUGAUAAGUCAGUGGGCCUACUGCAAAAAUCUAAAUUGUUUAUCUGCACAUGCGAGGUAGAUACCUCAGAGCAUAUAGGUAAUACUAGAGAACGGAGUGUAUCAGUUGUUAGCUCACUGAGAGUUGUGUGCGUGCGUGAUGACACGACUCGCUGGUCGUUCGCAUGUAAUGUACACAGACAUGGAAAUGAUGCGCGUAUGUUGCGCAAUAGCCCAAUAGAAGCGCCCAUCUACUAGUAUGUGUGUGUGUGUUGGUUCGCGAACUUGCGACAGGCGUAUUCAAAUGGCCCGGCAUGGCCGAUCACCUUCCUUCCAUCUGUGGUAUCUACUUACUUUUGCAUAUUUUGAGACAGAACAAUGAAAAUUUCAUUUUCGCGGUAGGCCCGUAGCUCUUCGUUGUAUCACAUUGGUUUUAUUGUUUGAUUCUCGAGCCUAUCGAAGUGUCUGAAAUUGUACAUGUGUAUUAAAUGAGAGUAAUAUGUUGUACAUUUUGUUGCCGGCUAUGGAUUGAUUAUUUAAUUAAAUCAUCACAAACUAUUAAA
Molecule: messenger RNA, 5660 nt
Organism: Leguminivora glycinivorella
Lineage: Eukaryota; Metazoa; Arthropoda; Insecta; Lepidoptera; Tortricidae
Gene: Dmtn
Product: transmembrane and coiled-coil domains protein 2
Exons: 18
Coding region: 327-2132 (601 amino acids)
Cellular component (GO): endomembrane system
Source: RefSeq, a predicted model, not a curated record